Molecule: messenger RNA, 549 nt
Organism: Anisakis simplex (herring worm)
Lineage: Eukaryota; Metazoa; Nematoda; Chromadorea; Rhabditida; Anisakidae
Source: the annotation of a GenBank genome assembly
AUGGCAUCAGGCGUUCCUCUUGUGGAUAUGGCAUCCUUAGUGCGUGCAGCAAGAACCCUGUGCAGAAACAGUCAUAGCGUUCGUCAGAUUGCUACAAGUGCGGUUCUUGCCGGUGGUCAUGAUGAUAUCAUGGAGAAAUGGCCUCCAGAAAAAUUCGACAAACAUUUCAUCGAUUAUUUCAAUCGACCUGAGAUCGAUGGUUGGGAAGUGCGUAAAGCGCUAUCAGAAUUACACGAUUAUGAUGUAAUCCCAGACCCUAAAGUGGUUGAAGCAGCACUGCGCGCAUGCCGACGAGUUAAUGAUUAUGCGUUGUGUGUCCGUUUUCUUGAAGCAAUUAAAAUCAAGUGCGGAUCGAAAAAGAACCGUAAAGUGGUUUAUGGUUACAUCAUUGACCAGAUAAAACCUUUAUUGGAUGAGUUGGGAAUCUCAACUCCAGAGGAUCUUGGCUACGACGAGCCUGAAUUGUUUAUUCCACAACCUGACUAUUGGUGGGAGAGGAAAUGGUACAAGGAGUAUGGCUACGAUAAGAAACCUGGAUACGAAUUUUGA